Messenger RNA from Patiria miniata (bat star), 2176 nucleotides. Its product is annotated as cell division cycle 7-related protein kinase-like. The record is from RefSeq and is a predicted model, not a curated record. The transcript is spliced from 10 exons. Lineage: Eukaryota; Metazoa; Echinodermata; Asteroidea; Valvatida; Asterinidae. Gene Ontology annotation, biological process: mitotic DNA damage checkpoint signaling; protein phosphorylation. The coding region runs from base 187 to 1890 and encodes 567 amino acids. Gene Ontology annotation, molecular function: protein serine/threonine kinase activity; ATP binding. Gene Ontology annotation, cellular component: nucleus.
UAUGAAUUCGGUAAGACGUCAGAAAAAGUGUUCCAGUUACCAACUAAGAGUUUCGCGCGAAAUUUGUGUACAAAAGUUGAUCGCGGCAAAUUUGAUGCGGUUCGGUUCAAACGUAAUUCAUUGAUAAAGAAGUAAGCUUGACAGUUAACAUUCAGCAGGGCUCGACCAGUUCUCAACGACUUCAACAUGAUGGCCAAGUUGGUCGAAGGGAGUACGACUGGUUCCAUCAGCGCUGGUAGCGUACAUGACAUCCACACUGAUGUUGUUGAAAUUCCGUGCACGCCCAUCAACGUCAGGAAACGAAAAAGACGCUCCUUUCCAGAGAGUCCGGACGGACCCACAGGAGAGAUCAAAGCAGAGAUUGCGAAGCUGCUCACUUACGUACCAAAGAUUGACGACAUUUUCAAAAUCACCAAUAAAAUUGGUGAAGGAACGUUCAGCUCUGUCUAUCUGGCCGAGGUGAAAUGUUGCGGCCCGGACAUCAAACAGCAGUUUGCACUGAAACACAUCAUUCCGACGAGCCACCCAGAGAGGAUCAUGGGAGAAUUGCAGUGCCUUCACAAGAUUGGAGGAAUAGAGAAUGUCAUGGGUAUGCAGUUGAGUCUACGGGAGCAAGACCACGUCGUGAUUGUGAUGCCGUAUUUUCCCCACGACAGUUUUCAUUUAUUUGUGCGGAAAAUGAAGAUUGCUGAAAUACGCGAGUACAUGCGCAAUCUGCUACUCGCUCUGCGUAGAGUGCAUCAGUUUCACGUGAUCCACCGUGACGUCAAACCAAGUAACUUCUUGUGCAAUCGACGACUUCAAAAGUAUGCCCUAGUAGACUUUGGCCUAGCUCAGAAGGUCCCUGCAUCGCCAACAAAACCAAGAGCUCACAGUCAUCCGUCGACACAGUUGAAGUCAUUGCCAACGACAACACAAAAACCUCAAAGGACCUUACCUGCUGUGCCAAAACAGAUAGCGAAGGAAAAUAAAGAAGUGAGCAAGGAUUCGGUCCCACGACUAGCUGAGCUUGACCCAAACACCUUCAAACGUGAGAAACCCGAAAAACCUAAAGGUGUACCCUUCAUGAAGACCUUCCAGUUACCGAAGAGUUUCAACCAGCGGAUUCACGGACCCAAGAAACCCACGCCCAGCAUCACCAGGCCAGCACAUCAGAAGCAGGCAGGGGCCGUGAGGCUGAGCUCUAGCCGAGCCCCGGCGGCCAAGACCUGCGGUUGCUUCGGUUUGCUUCAGGUCUGUAAGGUCUGCACGUCGCGGAGCGGCCAGGCCGCGCCCAGGGCGGGCACUCCAGGGUUCAGAUCGCCAGAGGUACUGCUGAAAUGUCCGGAUCAGACAACAGCUGUUGAUAUGUGGGCGGCGGGGGUUAUACUCCUGUCCAUCCUGAGUGGCCGGUAUCCGUUCUUCAAGGCGCAGGACGACAUGACGGCACUGGCACAGAUCAUGAGCAUAGUGGGUACAGAGGAAAUGAAGAAAGCUGCCAGAGAAUAUGGUAAGGAGAUUACCUCCAGCGUGAAGCUUCCAGCGAUAGAUUUAAAGAAGAUGUGUAUUCAACUCAAGAAGGGAGAUGCUGGUUUCUCACCACCGUCCAGUAAGAAGAGCAAGGUUAUUACGCCAGAGAACGAUAAAGCGCCACACAGGAACACUCGAAGGCGUAGCCUGGACAGUCAGCGUCAGACAUCCCCGGACGGAACCCCCGACACUUCCCCCGCCACUGCAUGCAGGAAGAGGCGCUCCUCACGAAGCCCGCCCUCUAGAGUCCAGAAACAGACAGGGAAGGACUGCGUGCCGGACUCGGCGUACGACUUGCUGCGGCGACUUCUGGACUUGAAUCCUAAGACAAGGAUAAAAGCUGACGAGGCACUCAAACAUCCAUUUAUAGUCGAAUGCUGAUUAGGUUUUUUUUUUUUUAAAUUGAAAGUUUUGGACCAUUCCGAGUUUGAACAUUCCUUACUAGGUCCCUUGGACUGUUAGUUAUUGCAUUCAAGUCUAGUGCACUUUUUCAAAUGAAUAAUACGAUUGGGUAAACAUUGAUAAUUUUUUGUUAGAAUGAUAUACUGUAAUUCACAAGUCAUUUUAAAAUGCUUCGCUAGGAAGUCAGAACGGCGUUUUUUAAAUGCAGAUACCAAAUGUUUUGUACAGUGUUUAAUAAAGAACUUUUAAUUUUAUAAAGAAUGCA